CGUCCAAAAGUCAUGAAUGUGCUAACAACUCUUAAAGAAGCUUAUGAAAAAUAUGUUCCUAAAGGAGCUUCUCCCAUGAUACUUCCUAAAACUAUUAGCGACAACAAUAUCCCAAUCUAUAAUCUAGGAGAUAAAAAUAAAUGCGACACUGGAAAAUUGCCAGAGGAUUAUAAGAG
Messenger RNA from Racocetra persica, 176 nucleotides. Lineage: Eukaryota; Fungi; Glomeromycota; Glomeromycetes; Diversisporales; Gigasporaceae. The record is from the annotation of a GenBank genome assembly.